AAGGUUUCACAUGGAAAAACAAUGUGGUUACUACAUUCACCCACAUUAUCAAGUCCCCACCCAUACCCCAAUGCAGUCACUGUCCAUCAGUGCAGCAAGUUGCCAGAGAUAGAGAUACAUUUUUAAGGUAGAAAUUCAAAGACUAUUGGAUUAGAUGUGGGGGAACAAAGGAAAGAGAAAUAAAGAAUGACUAAAGUUUCUGGAAGUGGGUAGGUAACCGUGUCAUUACUGAGGUGGGAAGACUGGUGGAACAAGCAAGCUUGGUGGGGAAGAAAUAAUUUGGGAUGUUUUGUGAUACUUAAGGGCAGGUAUAGUAUAGGAAGCUGGACAUAGGAGUCUGGAGCUUAGAGGAGACAUGGACUGGACUAGGAGAUUGGAGAAAUCAUCAGCAUUAUAGAUGGAGUUUGGUCCCAUGGGAAGAAUUGAGAUCACCUAGAGAGCAAGUUAAGAGAGGCCCAGAACUCACCAACAUACUGAGGCCAGUCAAGGAGGUGCAGGCAGGGAGGGAGGAGAAACACAAGAGUGAGGUGUCACGGGAACCAAGAGGAGAAUGUUCAAGAAGGAUCUAGUGGCUAGCUACAUCUAUUUCUACCUAGGGACCAGGUUAAAAGGACAGCAAAGGGUUCAAUAGAUACAAGAAGUAUUUGGGAGAUGGAAAGUUUCAGUGUGAUGUUGAAGAUGGAAGGCUAAUUGGAGUGGGUUGAAGUCUAAUGUUUUUAUACUAAUGAAGAAAAAAAAAGUUCCCAGUGGACUGGUAUAAAUAGCAACUCUUUCAACAUCUCCUGUCUUCCUUUUUUUAUCACCCUCCAAUUAAGGGAAUGUUCUCUCUUAUUUAGUCAGCUACUGGUUGAGGUUAGAACCUCCCACAAGGAAGCUGAUUAGUCUGUCUCUUUUGAGGGAAGACUUGCGUGAUUGUCAUCAUCUUUUCCCUUUCCCUUCCUCAAGUGAAUUCCAUUUUCUCAACUUCCUCUAUCCCUUGCUCAAAUCUCACAUCCUGACCCCACAAUAUCCCCGAGAAUGGAACAUGUGUCUAUCCUGUUCUCCCAAGCCUUUCAGCCUCAGGAAGCCUUGUAUGGCAUUAGACAAAUUAUUUUUCCACCCAGGCCCCAUUCUUAAUUUGUGCCCUCCCUAGACUUCCCUUUGCUUCUCCAUAAAAAUAAUCACCAACGUAGUGAUAAGCUAGUAGCUGUGCCUCCAAUAGAGAGAAAUUCUAAGAUUUCUAACACAUAUGUAAAAAGGUAAUGCUUCAGUCCUUUCAUGGCAGUGACCAGGCCUCUUACCAUAAACAGCUUACUUACCACAGGCAAGUGAUGAACUUGACCUAAAGCUGGCCUUACUUAGUAAAACUUUAUUACAAACGUAUAGUUCCUAAAAGAAGUGUUCGUAAGAUUAAUCACUGAAUUGUCACACAUCUACCUUAAGGAACAAUGACUGACAGCUGCCAUCACCAGCUCCAACUAAGUUUGGCACUUCAAGGCAUUAAAGCAAAUUCCAGCACUUUUCUCUGCUACACAAGCACCAUUUUAAUGAUAUCCAUAUGACAGUGUCUGGUGUUACAUAAACCAAUGGGUUGGGAACGGAGAUAACCUAAAAAUCUGAGUGAUAAUCUGGCAGUCAGCCAUCAGGUCAUUCUAAUUGCCUAAUUACAAGAUGUUUUAACACACCACAUAUAAACUCCGUUUUACUAAGCUGAGAUCCAAAACCAGAAGGAGAGGACUAACCCACUGCAGGCAUCUUGCAUCUUAUUUAAUUCUCAAAAUAUGCUUGUGAGAUAGGCAUUAUUUUAUAAAUGAAGAACUGAGACCCAGAUCAUUACUGAGGCUCUGUGAACUACCUAAGCUCACGUAGCAGCUAAUAGGUUUUCACAGCAGAAAUUGAGACCUAGGUCUCUAAGCAGCCAAAGCACCACAGUACUACCUCCAAGAAGAAAUAUCUUAAGUUAUGUGAAAUCUGGGUAGGAAAAAAAAUUUGCAGCAUCAGUGUGUGAGAGUAUGUACAGUGUGGAGUCAGAUGACAAGGGAUCAUACCCCCACCUUACUGUUUGUCCUCUGGGCAAUAAUCUCUGCUGAACAAAGCUAGCCUAACAUUUAUUUUACUUGCAUUACGUCUGUUGUAAAAGGAUCUAAUGAGAUAGUUGGCAAGUGUGUUUUAUAAGGUGAAUCAAUGUUUUUUCUUAUUAUAAAGCUUUGUGAAUCCUUAGCCUAGAAUCAUCUAUCAAAAUCCAAUUCUCUGGGAAGACACAAAAAUUCAUUUAGGCUCUAAAUGAUUCCCUUUUACAAUGACAAUGAAAACUGGAACCUACUUAAUGAACUUCCCAAUAGCUGUUUCCCAGCUUUUGCUUCAGGCACGUACACAUCUGCAUACAUAGAAAUUUCAUCCAUUGAAAGCAGCUCAUAUACAGUUUAAAAGAUUGUAAUAGCCAGUUAUAAUUAUCCCUUCUCAUAUAUAUGCAUCAAGGGUUUUCUCAGUGUUGUUUUCAUCAUUAGAAGUAAAAUGUGCAGAGAUUGCUACUAUGUGUGUUAACUUCAUCCAGUGCCUGAAUUAAUUCAUUAAUCAAAUGAUUCCUGGACUCCUAUCAUGUUCCAGACUCUGUGCUAGGUUUUGGGUAUACAGAGCAGAAUAAGACACAGCCUCUGCCCUCAAGGAUCUCACAGUUGUGGGGGAAGAGGCAUAUAAAUAUAGGAGUAAAUCAAAAUGCAGUUGGAAGUGGGCAAAGAUAUUUUAAAUAGGACACAAAAAGCAGUGACCAUAAAGGAAAAAACUGAUAAAUGGGAUUUAAUUAAAAUCAAGAAUUUGUCUUCAUUUUGCAAAAGAUGUCAUUAACAGAGUAAAAAGGCAAACCACAGAUUUUCAUUCAAAACAUGUAUCUGACAAAAGUCUCAUACCUGAAAUUAUAAAGAAACCUACACACCAGUAAGAAAAAGACAGAACCAGUAAAAACUGAGCAAACGACUUGAGCAGGCACUUCUCCAGAAAGGAUUUCCAAAUGGCCAAUAAGUGUAUGAAAAGGUGUUUACUCACCAAGAAAAUACAAAUCACGACAAUGAGAUCCUACUCAACACCGACUGGAAUGCCUAAAAUAAAAAUGUUGGUGAUAAUGUGAAGCAACUGAGACCCACAUACUGUUGGUGGGAGUAUAAAUUGAUAGGACCACUUUGAGUGACUAUGUGACAAUAAGCAGCAGUCCCACUCCUUAUAUUCCCUAGAAAAAUCAGUGCAUAGGUCCCCCAAAAGACAUUGUGUAAGGAUGUUCAUAGCAGCAGCAUUUAUAAUGGGCAAAAAAUUGAAAAUAAUCUGAAUGUCUAUCAAUAGUAGAAUAAGUUGUAAUAUAGUCAAACAAGGGCAUAACAGCCUUAAAAAACGCAUUACAUGGUGGAUGAAUCUUGCAAGUAUAAUAUUGAGUGAAGAAAGCAAGACAUAAAAAUGUGCACACUAUAUGAUCUAAUUACAUGAAAUUCCAUUUACACUAUAUGAUCCAUUUAUACAAAUUACAUAAAAAGAACAGCCAAAAGCUAAAAGGCCCAAAUUCUGCAGUGAGUGAAACAGAUAUGGGCAGCUUAGAAAAAGGGAAAAAGUGUGGCUGCUCAGGAAAGAAGAGGGGAGAAGGUAUUUCUCAUGGGCAGUCCUCUGACUCAUGAAGACAUUUUAGCUCACGAGGCCUUGCCUCCUAGUUCCUUCCUUAGGGUCACAUGAAAAUGAGCAGAGGUUGGGUCAUCAAGAGAGGGCUCUCCAGGAAGAGGAAAGCUCCUUCAAUGGAGGCUCGUGGGCAGUGGGUGGGGGCACGCGCAGCCUUGCCUGGGUGACCUCUACGUAUAUACAGACCCUCCCUGGGCUCUCUGAGAGUCCUGAGCGGGGAGCCUCAGGUCCAGCCCUGCUGGAGUCUCAGCUGAGGCUGCAGGAGCACAGGCCCACUGAAGACGAGCCCUUCCCCAGCUCCUUUCUCUCCCAUCCUGACUCUUACACUGGAUUCAGGACGCUGCCCACUGUCCCUCCCUGUGUGAUGGCAUGCUCGCGUACCUGCUCCCGCAUUCUGGGGCUAAGCCUGGGGACUACAGCCCUGUGUGCUGCUGGGACCAACAUGAUGCUCCUCUUUCCUAACUGGGAUGUGACCUACCUAUUGAGGGGCCUCAUUGGCAGGCAUGCCAUGCUGGGCUCUGGGCUCUGGGGAGGAGGCCUCAUGGUACUCACUGCAGGUCUCCUCAUCUCCUUGAUGGGCUGGAGAUAUGGCUGCUUCAGUAAGAGUGGGCCCUGCCGAAGCAUGCUUACUGCUCUGUUGUCAAGUGGCCUGGCUUUGCUUGGAGCCUUGAUUUGCUUUAUCACUUCUGGAGUAGCCCUGAAAGAUGGUCCUUUUUGCAUGUUCGAUGUUGCAUCCUUCAAUCAGACUCAAGCUUGGAAACACGGGUACCCAUUCAAAGACCUGCCUAACAGGAAUUAUUUGCAUGAUCCUUCACUCUGGAACUCUGUCUGCCUGGAGCCUUCUAAAGCUGUUGUUUGGCACGUGUCCUUCUUCACUGGCCUUCUGUGCAUCAGCCUCCUCCAGAUUCUCCUGGUGGUCAUCUCUUUCAUCAACAGCUUCCUGGGCCUUUUCUGCAGCCUCUGUGAGAAGUGAGAGAUAAUGCCCUUUCAUGCACAGGAGUUUGCAUCAGCAGCUGCUUCAAAUCCUUUCUGCAAGCAGUGCAGUGGGUAUGGAUUAUAAACCAACUUCCCCUUUAGGUAUUCCUUCAGCAAUAAUAACAAUAAUGAUUUCUUGCACAUAUGUUGAAUGAUAUACAUUUAAAAUCACAUUGUGAACUGCAAGAUGAUAUACUUGUAAGAUAAAGGAAUAAUUAAGGCAUUAUUAUCAUGUAGGAACUUACAGUCCAUAAAAUGCCCUCCAGCCAUGGUCUCAUUUCAGCUUCUCAACACCCCAUGAACUUGGCCACAUGUUACAGAUGGAGAAGCUGAGGCUCCUGCAGGAUAAGGGCUUGCUGCCCAAAGGCGCUCAGCUAGGUUAAAAUUAGUUCAUGAGCCCCUGUCUCCUAAAUCAAAGUUCAUCAAUUGUUACAGACUAAUCACAUGCCUCCAGAACUCAUAGGAUAAAGCCCUGACUCCCAAUGUGACUUUAUUUGGAGAUAGAGUCUUUAAGAAGCUAAUCAAGGUUAAAUGAGGUCACAUGGGUAGGACUCUUAUAAGAAGAGGAUGAGACAACAGAUUUCUCUCUCUACACGAGCACAAAGGACAAGUGCAUGUGAGGACAUGGCAGAAGGUGGCCGGCCACGUUUGAGAGAGGCCUCAGUAGAAAGCAAUCUUAUUGGCAUCUUGUCUUGGACUUUCAGCCUCCAGAAAAUAAAUUUGUUGCUGUCCUAU
Messenger RNA from Manis pentadactyla (Chinese pangolin), 5346 nucleotides. It is a transcript of the gene TM4SF19, whose product is annotated as transmembrane 4 L six family member 19. Gene Ontology annotation, cellular component: membrane. The record is from RefSeq and is a predicted model, not a curated record. Bases 4001 to 4609 code for a protein of 202 amino acids. The transcript has 5 exons. NCBI's taxonomy places the organism in Eukaryota, Metazoa, Chordata, Mammalia, Pholidota, Manidae.